AUGGGACUGUUCAGUAAAAAAAAGAAGGAUGAGGAUGAGGAGCGCCAUCAUACGACGCACGAAGAUGCCAAGGCGUUACAUCCACAAAUCCAUGAUCCCAUUUUGACGGCAAUUCAGGAACAGCAACCCUACGAGGUUGGUAGCUCUGAUCCUACACAGUCAGUUUCCCCCUCAGGAGCUCUCCGAGACGUUUUCGGGCACCAAAUUACGAACCCUGAUAUUUCGAACCCGGCAAGGUCCCGUGAGGAACGGCCCUUAGAUACUAUUAGGUCCUUCGAAUACUCUGCAACUGGUGAUGAGAGCUUGCGUGAAAUGCAGGAAACCCCGCGCCUCGGGUUCCGUCCUCGCGAACAGUUUUCCUCGAUGCCUCGCUUUGAUACUAAUCCCUAUGCGCAGGACGAAAACAUCAUCAGUUUUGGCGACCCAAGUGCCGCUGAAGUUGAGAACGAGCGUAAGAAUGUGUACUAUCCUCCGACCCCUCAGUCAACAACCGUGGCGAAGCAGAAGAAGAAGAAAGGACUAUUUCGUCGCAACAAGGGUGACGACGAUAACUAG
Messenger RNA from Wickerhamiella sorbophila, 555 nucleotides. RefSeq lists its product as hypothetical. The coding region runs from base 1 to 555 and encodes 184 amino acids. The transcript has a single exon. The record is from RefSeq and is a predicted model, not a curated record. NCBI's taxonomy places the organism in Eukaryota, Fungi, Ascomycota, Dipodascomycetes, Dipodascales, Trichomonascaceae.